Molecule: messenger RNA, 495 nt
Organism: Heterostelium album PN500
Lineage: Eukaryota; Evosea; Eumycetozoa; Acytosteliales; Acytosteliaceae
Exons: 3
Coding region: 1-495 (164 amino acids)
Molecular function (GO): protein binding
Source: RefSeq, a predicted model, not a curated record
AUGUCGAAUCUCAAAAGAAGUAGAAUAGAUUAUGAAUCAACAGAGAAAAUUAAUGUGACAGUUAACAAUAACAGUAGACAGUUAAAAAACAAAAAGAAUGAUGAGAUUUCAAUAUCAGAGAAAACAUUGCAAACAUUGAUGAAGGGAGCUAAUAAAAAUACAAAUAGUGUAAAAGAUGUUGAAAUGCCACAGGCCUACCAUGAUCACUUUAAAGCUAAUGGUGUGGAUAAUUCAGAUUGUGAAAUCUGUUCAUACACUAAAACUAAAGUGUGCAGAUGUCCUUCUUGUACUCAUAAGCUGUGCCCAGAUUGUGCUAAGCAAUGUAAAGACUGUGAGGAUAUCUUUUGUAAAAAGUGUUGUAUAACAAAUGACUCUCAUCACCAUCAUAAUAAUCAAUGUUGCACACUUGCUGUUUGUUGUGAUAUCCACAGUUAUGAUCAAAGAGACGAUAUAGAUUAUUGUAUUGAUUGCUACCACGAAAAUCACAAAAAAUAA